AUGGCAGCUCCGAUCGGGAUAAGUGUCGGUGAUUUUAUUCUUGUGGGCAGGAUAGCUGGCACUAUCAUUAGUGAAUUGAAGAAGAGUAGUGAGACCGCAGCUCGAUAUCAGAAUCUCCUGGUGGAGCUCGAGACCCUCAGCAGAGCCUUGACAAGACUGAAUACUCUCAAACCUACGGAGCAUGACCUGGUUCAUCUCGAUGCAGUCCGUGCAGCUGUCGCCGCUUGCAAGCGUCCGCUCGAAGACUUCCUCAAGAAACUUUCGACCUACGACAAAGCUUUAGGAGUGCAAAAUGCGGAAGACACUGGGUUGAAAGGAGUGAAAUCUAGGCUUCGAUUUUCUCUUACUUUAGAUGAGGAUGUCAAGGAGUUGCGAGCGACGCUAACAAGUCAUGCUUCAACUAUCAAUAUGCUAUUGCUAGGCCAGAUCCUAGAGUCUUUGACGAUAGCUGAAGCUGAUCGAGCUACUAAUGUCGAAAUGAUUGAUCAAGUCAGGGUACAGCUUGAAGCUGUUGCCCAGCAUCUUCAGAAUCCAUCCCAGCACAGAGAGGCUGAAGCACAAAUAACUGGCGAUGACGAGCCCCAACCGGCUGAUUCAACGAACGGACAAGAUGAACCAAAUGAAACAAGCCUGGAGAAUGCAGACGAUAAGAUCGCCGAAUCACUACUUGAAUUGGACAAUGCUGUGAACGGACAGAAUGUCGCCGCAACCAGUUCCCCAAAGACGGAAUCGUAUUCUGAAAUCAACAUUCUUGACAUCGCCUUCAAGGGCAUGAGUCUAGCAUUAUCGGCGUCAGCUAUUGUCUCGAUGCACAAAAUUAGCUCACAGGUCGACAUGAUGGUGAAAAAUAAUUCGGCACCCUUGACCAUAUCAAAAGCUCUCGACAUUUUGAGAUACUCCAAGGACCCUCCAUACACGGUCAUUAGAUUUUUCGAACGGAAAAGAGACGAAAUCUGGGCUGCCUUAGAAAGUGCGCCGACGAAGUACGUGAUGAACAAAGACGAGUAUGGAGUGAUAAAUUACUAUCAUGAGCAAAAAUGUAAUCAUCCUCUAUUCAAGCCAGCUAUCGCCCGGUUCUGGGCGAACUACAAGGGCGAUACUGCGAGCGAAGAAAUCUAUGGCGCCCCUUCCCAUCUAAACAAAUUAAACAAAGAUGAACAAGACAAAGCCAGCCCUAAGUCUCUAGAGGGGAACCCCCUAACACAGAGGAGAAGUGCACGGGAAGAUAGGUCGGAUUAUGAAAGUACAGAGAAGUCUUCUUCAGACGAGAACAAGCCAAGGAAGGUCAUUGCUACAGGAACGUCGGGAUGGGGGGGAGGAUUCUCAGAUUUUACAGGAGGAAAAGCACAACCUGACAAAUUGGAAGAUAAGCGUUCCUGGUUUGGUUUUCCGAGAACAUGGAUUACUGAAUCCUCGAGCGAUCCGUAUCCUUGGCUUUGCUCCUCGAUGGAAUCGACGAAGCAGCCGGGGAAGCAGCCGAUAUUCUCAGGCCGAAAGGGCCACUCGAAAUUAAAUGCUGACACAUCAUCAACGAUACUUUGA
This is a messenger RNA of Bacidia gigantensis, 1542 nucleotides long. RefSeq lists its product as uncharacterized. NCBI's taxonomy places the organism in Eukaryota, Fungi, Ascomycota, Lecanoromycetes, Lecanorales, Ramalinaceae. The transcript is spliced from 3 exons. The record is from RefSeq and is a predicted model, not a curated record. The coding region runs from base 1 to 1542 and encodes 513 amino acids.